CCUGGCUUCAGUUUAUUCUGAGUAUAGACUUCUUUCGGCACCGAUGCUAUUUCAACCAGUGAGAUAGAUUAUUCGAUCUCCGGCAUGAAUGUUUCGAGCUCUUUCUUCUUGCUUGCGCCCAGUCAAAAUGAUCCGUCCUCCGCCCCGCGACCCUAUUGUCGCUGUAAUAGGUGCGACUGGAACAGGCAAAUCCGAGCUGGCCGUUGAAAUAGCGCUCAAGUACAAUGGCGAGAUCAUCAAUGGGGACGCAAUGCAGAUGUACGAUGGUCUGCCAAUCAUUACCAAUAAAGCCACGACCGAAGAACGAAGGGGCGUACCGCAUCAUCUCCUCGGCUGUAUCGGGUUACAUGAGACAACCUGGAGCGUUGGAGACUUUACGAAAAAAGCGCUCUCCGUGAUUCAAGACAUAAGAUCCAGGGGUCGAUUGCCGAUCCUUGUGGGCGGCACACAUUACUAUACUCAAUCCCUUUUGUUUCAAGACGCUCUCACCGGUCAGGAGGAUGAAUCUACGGGUGUUGAGAUAUCCAAAUCUUCUUCAGAAAGUGACACUUUGUCUGGCGUCACUACAGCUGAUUUAUUAACAAGGCUAAGAGAAGUUGAUCCCGUAAUGGCAGAUCGUUGGCAUCCUAAUGACCGGAGAAAGAUACAGAGGUCGCUCGAAAUAUGGUAUCAGACUGGUCAAAGAGCUUCUGACAUUUACGAGCAGCAGAAAAGGAGCAAGGCAAUGGCGAGUACCACGUCUGUGGACGACAGCCCGAAAGGCGGAGAAGAAGACCAAGCCUGGGAAUCAAAUUCAGGGUUGCGCUUUCCAACCCUUUUCUUGUGGCCUUAUGCAGAUUCCGAGGUUUUAAAAUCGCGGCUAGACAGUCGCGUGGACAAAAUGCUUGCGGGUGGGUUAUUAGAUGAAGUAAAAGAGUUGGAUACGUUCCUCUGCAGGAGGCAGGACGAGGGUCUUUCUACUGAUAAAACUCGGGGCAUAUGGGUCUCAAUUGGAUACAAGGAGUUUGUGUCCUAUGUUGAAGCGCUUCGAUCCAGCGGCGAUUCUAAAGACCUUGAAACUCUCAAGCAGACAGGAAUCGAGCAGACCAAGGCCGCUACCAGACAAUAUGCCAAACGGCAAAUUAGAUGGAUCCGUAUAAAGCUCCUCCACGCUCUAGCGGAUGCUAGCAUGACCAGCAAUCUGUUCCUGCUAGAUGGCUCAGACCUUGGCCACUGGUCUGAAAAUGUUGUACGGCCAGGUCUUGAACUUACAGGCAAAUUUUUAAAUGGCGGAGCACUACCAGCACCUACCGAGCUUACCCCGGCAGCACAGGACAUGCUUGCACCGAAGAGAGAUUUUGACAUGAGCAACCGGCGAGACAAAUGGGCAAAGCGAGAAGCAUCAGCUGCUCAUAUGGCAGACGUUUCUCAAGCUCGAAGUGAAUAG
Molecule: messenger RNA, 1426 nt
Organism: Xylona heveae TC161
Lineage: Eukaryota; Fungi; Ascomycota; Xylonomycetes; Xylonales; Xylonaceae
Product: tRNA isopentenyltransferase
Exons: 4
Coding region: 89-1426 (445 amino acids)
Biological process (GO): tRNA modification
Cellular component (GO): mitochondrion
Molecular function (GO): ATP binding; tRNA dimethylallyltransferase activity
Source: RefSeq, a predicted model, not a curated record